UUUGCCAGCGAGACGCCGAUCGUUAUUCGCCACCGCGCAGCCAUCCGGGCUACACACGUAUACUUGUACGCAGACAAGCAGCGUAGUUCGUUAUUGGCGGCUUUCGCGAAUAUCAUCGCUUUUCCCACCCGAGGAGGCGAGACCUCGAGUAAACCUGGAUAACGGAAGGGCUGCGUGAACAUCGCUCCCCCGGGAUACACACAGAAUCAGAAUGAGCACCCGAGUAUUCGUUGGUGGAUUAACUUACCGGGUGCGAGAGCGCGACCUUGAGAAGUUCUUCCGGAAAUAUGGUAGAAUCAAGGAGGUCGCUAUGAAGAACGGAUUUGCCUUUGUGGUAAGUCUAAUGUAAAUUAAUUGUUUCUUUUUACAGUAUGGUAGGGACAAGGGUCUAUGUCGGUGGGCUUCCAUACGGCACCAGGGAAAGAGACCUUGAGAGAUUUUUCAGAGGCUACGGUCGAUUCCGUGAUGUCCUCAUCAAGAAUGGCUACGGCUUUGUCGAAUUUGAUGACUACAGGGAUGCUGAUGAUGCAGUUUACGAGCUGAAUGGAAAAGAACUUCUGGGAGAAAGAAUUACUGUAGAGAGAGCCAGAGGUACGCCCAGAGGUAGCGACCAGUGGCGCUACGGAGACUCUCGUGGUGGAUAUGGAGACUCGAGGCGUUCAGCCCGAGACGAUAUGCGGCACGACAGAGAUAGUGUGAACAGAAACACGAGGACCACAUCUAGCUACAAGCAAUCAUUGCCCAGAUAUGGACCCCCGACCAGGACGGAAUAUCGCCUUACCGUCGAAAACCUUUCGAGCCGUGUUAGCUGGCAGGACUUGAAGGAUUACAUGAGACAGGCUGGAGAAGUCACCUAUGCCGACGCACAUAAACAACGUAGAAAUGAAGGAGUGGUCGAAUUCGCCACUUACUCCGACUUGAAGAACGCCAUCGAGAAGUUGGACGACACCGAGUUGAACGGUCGCAGGAUUCGCUUGAUUGAAGACAAGCGUCGUGGCCGCCGCUCACGAUCCUCGAGCUCAAGAUCUCGCUCGCGUUCCAGAUCGCGAUCUCGCCGUCGUUCGCGUUCUCGCUCCAGGAGCCGUCGCAGCUCACGUAGCCGUAGUCGCCGCAGCAGCCGCUCCAAGUCGAGGGCACACUCGAAAUCCAAAUCAAAGUCCAAAUCCAAGUCUCCUGAGCGCAGUCGCUCACGUUCCAAGUCCAAGUCAAGAGAUCGCUCAAAGUCAAAGUCGAAGUCAAAGAGCAAGUCCAGGUCCCGCUCCAGGUCUAAGAACGACAGAUCUAAAUCUAGGUCCCAAUCCAAAUCAAAGGCCAAAUCUCCAUCAAAGGAAAGAUCACGAGAGAGCCGUGAGCGCUCAAGAGGCGACAGAUCCAGAUCACCUUCUGGAAGCAAGCAUAGCAAGAGCCGCAGUCGCUCUCCAUCACCAAUGAACGGCGAUAAAUCACCAGAAAAACAGAAAGAUGAUUGAGCUAUUGUGUGCACUUUAAGCACUUGACUUGGAAAAGAAAUAAACUUCUUUGCCGAUUUUUUUUACAAUUGAAAAUAUAAAUUAUACACAACUCAAGAAGCCAAUCAUCUAUCUCGCCAAUUGCAGGAAACAACUUAGCGCGCGAAUUUCCAUUUUUACAUUUUAAUCAUAACAAUCAUAUUAUUAAUUGAACCGCAUUGAUCAUUGUAUCCCCGUUUGUUCUCGAUACAGAUGAAAAAAUAGAAUAUCUGUAAUCACGUAAAAAUUCGUUUUUGCGUAUGGCUUAACUAAAUUUCGUAAUAUGUUCUGGUUUAUUUACUGAGAACAAUAUAACGUGUACAGCAAUGACGUAUUGACUCUUGUACUCAGCUUAGGUUACAUUAUAUUUUUAUGUAUCUGCAUUUCUGACGUUAGAUAGCAAGUCAGAAGAUGAGAAAAACUUGCAAAUUUGUGAAAUAGCUUAUAUUGUAUGAUUUUCUGAAAUUAGGAUAACGACACGCGCGUCAAUUUACCAUCACUUGCAUAAUUCAUUUCAAACUUAUUGUGGAAUAUAUUGAUUCAGUAAAUAUAGGGAAACCUAGGGUGUAUAUGAGAGCUACAUAAAACUUGAUAAUAAGUGAUUUUGAAUGUCAGUGUGCAACUAUUGAGAGCAUUUUUCGAUUAAAUUGAUUCUUAUUGAAAGAUAAAAGGCGGGAUUCACAUUUUUUGAGGUUACCCCCUCCAUGUCAUAGGAUUUUUCCUGGUUUUUUGUAUAUAUCCCUGAUGCAGUAAUUUAAGAAAUAUUAAUAUGUGAUGUGUAUUGAGUUAUAGCGCUAAGUCUUACUGUCAUGAAUUAAAAAAAAAAGAAAGAGACAACCCCGAAAUCGAAUUGUAGACUAGCUUGUAUUUCUAUAAUGUAAGAUUGAAUUCUUAAUAAUGAAAAUGUACGUUUUCAUUGAUUACUUAAUUUGUCUCCGGUAGUGUCACGAAAUUGUUAAUUAUGCAUCACCAACUUUUAUUCUUCACGUAUACCUGGCUAAUGUAAAGACAGAAAUACAUUAUGUUCUUUGAUUAUUCGCUUAUGACAAAUUAAUAGUUUUAGAAAUACAUGUUAUAAUUUAUGAAAUAUUUCAAGAAAACUGCUGGUUUUAUUGAAUUAGAACAGAAAAUUAUAGUUUUUGAAAUAAAGUCGAUUUGUAAACUAAA
Messenger RNA from Nasonia vitripennis (jewel wasp), 2654 nucleotides. It is a transcript of the gene B52, whose product is annotated as serine-arginine protein 55. Bases 372 to 1469 code for a protein of 365 amino acids. Gene Ontology annotation, cellular component: cytoplasm; ribonucleoprotein complex; nucleus. Gene Ontology annotation, molecular function: mRNA binding. The record is from RefSeq and is a predicted model, not a curated record. NCBI's taxonomy places the organism in Eukaryota, Metazoa, Arthropoda, Insecta, Hymenoptera, Pteromalidae. The transcript has 12 exons. Gene Ontology annotation, biological process: alternative mRNA splicing, via spliceosome; mRNA splice site recognition.